UAGAAAGGCUGUUCACAUCAGAUUACACAUUGCUUUGUUUAAUCGAACAUCUAAAAUCUGAAGCCACAGAUGAACAAGGAGCAAUCGACCAGUCAGUUGUAACAUUCAAUGUUACAAAUAUGUAACAUUUACUAAAUCCAAUAAGAAAGAAGAAAGUCAAUAAUUUGCACUUGCUAGCCAUAAAGGUCACUAGUUGUGCAGUUUUCGUCGUGUUGACUGUUUCAACAACGUUAGCUGCAUUGAAAAACAUUGAAAGACACUGUGUACAAUGCUUCAAAAUCCAUCAGCGGAGAGGAACAAGGGCCCAAUCUUGGAGGUUUUGAAGACUUACAUAGAUGAUGAUUUUAGAGGCAAGGCUAUGGACUUUUCUGCAGGGGCUGGUGUUCAGUUGGUCCACUUCGCCUCUCACUUCACCAAUGUCGCCUGGCAACCCACAGAACUUGAUCCACAGUGUCUGGACAGCAUAAAAGCUUACAUUCAACACAAGAAACUGCACAAUGUACUGGAGCCAUUUCAGGUUGAUGCUCGGGAGCCAGUAGAGGGCUGGGCAAUGGGACAGCUCGAGGCCAGUUCCUUUGACUUCAUCAUCAGCAUCAACUUAAUUCAUAUAUCACCAUGGUCAGCUGCUCAGGGUCUGUUCAAAGGGGCUGGCUUACUGUUAAAACAGAAUGGUUAUCUGUUUACAUAUGGGCCCUAUGCAGUGAAUGGAUCACUUACUCCUGACAGCAACGUGAUGUUUGACCAGAGCCUGAAGAGCAGAAAUUCAGAAUGGGGAAUUAGAGAUGUUGAGGACCUGAAGAAAUUAGCUGCUCAGAAUGGAUUGUCACUGGAGAAAAUGAUUGAUCGCCCUGCCAAUAACAAAGUGUUAGUCUUUAAGAGGAGCAAGUCAUGAUAAAGUGUUGAAAUCAUAAAGCACAAACUGUUCAUAAAAGGAUUUUAACCACGAGAAAACAAAGGUCUGGAAAACUGGGACCCAUUCUGUAACAGACUAUUGAUAUUCCUAUGUAUGCGACAGGGUAAUAUUAUUCUCCCUGAACAUUUCUAUACUGUACUUGUAUAUGUAUCUUUGUUUUCAUUUUUCAAAGAAAUGUUACUGGAGAAAGUCCCAUUUGUAUUUUUUGUAAUACAUGUAGCUUGAAUGGAUUAGUGUUUUGACUAACCAAAAUGUGUGUUCGAGACGAUGUCACUUCACCAAAAGGGUUUAUGCUAUAAAUAAACCUUUUUAAAGGCUUGUUGAUGUCAAUAGAUGCGCUUCAAAACUUUGAUAAUAGUAUGUACAAUUAAAGAAAGUAGAAGGAGCAGUGUUUUGCUGUGGUAUUUUGACUAAUCCUGCUAAACAAGUUUUGCUGUGUAGUGACCCUAAUGUUAAAGUUACUGGCGCGAACUAUUCAGUUGUGUUGCACAUACCAGCACUGCAAUGUGGAAUAGUUGCUCGAGUAGUUAAUAAUAUUUUUUUGUAUGCAAGCCCAAGUGAAUCUUGGGAUAAUGUUACUUUAACAGUAUAACUUUAAUGAUU
This is a messenger RNA of Liolophura sinensis, 1516 nucleotides long. RefSeq names its product methyltransferase-like 26. The coding region runs from base 269 to 892 and encodes 207 amino acids. The record is from RefSeq and is a predicted model, not a curated record. The transcript has 6 exons. Lineage: Eukaryota; Metazoa; Mollusca; Polyplacophora; Chitonida; Chitonidae.